CGGACCAACCCCUUCCUGCUGCGUCGUCAAUCCCCGUCGCCAUGGCUCGUUGUUCGCUGUGGGGCUCCAAUUCAUCAUCGCUGCAUCGAGCACUUCCUCCUCUCCGCUCGGAAAUGGCUCCUCUCUCCCUUCUGAACUGAUUCAUCCUGGCUUCCAAUUUGCCAUCCCUGCGUACAAAACAUUAUGGCCGAUGGUGUAUUCCGAGCGCGACACGCUUGCCUUUCUUUCCUUUGAAUUAGAUUUGUGCGAGAGGGAGAGUUAGGCGGGUACAGAGAAGGGUGAGUCUGCAUGCGGUUUGGCGGGGUGAGGGGGCUGCAUUGUUGCGUCGCGACGUCAGGAGUCGUUGGACAGUUGCUGAGGUUGUUGCUCGUGGCGGGAUUGCAACGGGCGAAGGAGUGGAGGCUGAUUUUGGAGAGGUUCGCGGGGGUGUGAUUCGAAGUGAACGGGAAUUGGCUCGUGGAUUGAAGGCUUUCCUUUCUCUCGGAGUUGAUCAACCAUGGCGUCGCUGUCUUCAUUACGUUUGACUGGGGCAAUGCCCUGUGUUGCUUCAAUCAAGACGACCUCGUUGUUGUCGACGUCGGAAAGCGCAGGAUGCAAUGGAGUUAAGCAGUCGACUAUGAGUCACUUGACACAGAAUUCAAGCUAUUCUGUUCCUGCUCCAGGACAUUUUGCAAGAAAUACAAUGUCAUCGAUUCCCCCCUCAGGAUCAUCGUCAGCGCCCCCACUUCGGGCUGUAUCUAGCAAGGUGGCUGCAGAAGCGAGUGAUGUGCCUUCCAUGUUUGAACCGAAAUUGGAAAGUGAUCCAAUCAAGCUAUGGAAUAGGUAUGUGGAUUGGCUGUACCAAGACAAAGUGCUAGGGCUCUACUUGGACGUGAGUCGAAUUGGAUUUACAGAUGAGUUUUACGAGGCCAUGCUGCCGAAGUUCGAGAAAGCUUUCAAGGAUAUGGCUGAGCUUGAGGGCGGUUCAAUUGCGAAUCCUGACGAAGGACGCAUGGUUGGACAUUACUGGCUUAGGAAGCCUGAACUUGCUCCCACGCCAUUCCUUCAGAAGUUAAUUACUGAUACACUUGACAGAGUUCAGAGUUUCGCUGAUGACGUUAUCAGUGGAAAGAUAAAGCCACCCCCAACACCUCAAAAUCGCUUCACUCAAGUUCUCUCGGUUGGUAUUGGAGGCUCUGCGCUGGGUCCUCAAUUUGUUGCCGAGGCCUUAGCACCUGACAAUCCCCCUUUGAAGAUACGUUUUAUUGAUAACACUGAUCCCGCUGGCAUCGAUCAUCAGAUAGCUCAGCUCGGCCCUGAGCUUUCGUCGACUCUUGUUCUUGUAAUCUCAAAGAGUGGAGGGACGCCAGAAACUCGAAAUGGUUUGUUGGAAGUGCAGAAAGCCUUCCGAGAUGCAGGCCUCGAUUUUUCGAAGCAGGGUGUUGCUAUCACCCAAGAAAAUUCUUUGCUGGAUAACACUGCUAAAAUUGAAGGUUGGUUGGCGAGAUUUCCCAUGUUUGACUGGGUAGGAGGUCGAACAUCUGAAAUGUCUGCCGUUGGAUUACUUCCAGCUGCUCUGCAAGGCAUCGACAUACACGGAAUGCUAGAAGGUUCUGCGGCUAUGGAUGAAAGCACAAGAAACCCAUCAGUAAAACAAAAUCCAGCUGCACUUUUGGCCUUGUGCUGGUAUUGGGCAACUGGCGGAAUGGGUUCUAAGGACAUGGUUGUGCUACCCUAUAAAGACAGCCUGCUACUUUUUAGCCGCUAUUUGCAACAACUGGUGAUGGAAUCCAUAGGAAAGGAGUUUGACUUAGACGGCAACAAGGUGAAUCAAGGAAUUUCUGUGUACGGAAACAAAGGAAGUACUGACCAGCAUGCCUACAUCCAACAACUGAGGGAAGGUGUCCCCAACUUUUUUGCUACUUUCAUUGAAGUGCUUCGAGACAGGCCCCCUGGUCAUGACUGGGAACUAGAGCCAGGAGUCACGUGUGGUGAUUAUCUUUUUGGAAUGCUGCAGGGGACAAGGUCAGCUCUGUAUGCAAACAAAAGACAAUCUAUAACCCUGACAGUGGAAGAAGUAGAUCCCAAGACGGUUGGAGCAAUGGUUGCGCUCUAUGAGCGUGCUGUUGGGUUUUAUGCAAGUCUUGUGAACAUCAAUGCUUAUCAUCAACCAGGUGUGGAGGCAGGAAAGAAGGCUGCGGCUGAGGUUUUGGCUCUUCAAAAGAGAGUUCUCGCAGUAUUGAACGAUGCUAGUUGCAGGGAUCCUGUGGAGGCCCUCACAGUCGAGGAGGUGGCGAAGAGGUGUCAAGUUCCUCAGCAGGUUGAGAUGGUUUACAAGAUUAUUUCUCACAUGGCUGCAAAUGACCGAGCUGUAUUUGCCGAAGGUGACUGUGGAACUCCAAGAAGUGCGACUGUGUACUCAGGAGAGUGUGGGGUUGAUGAUUUGUACGAUGACUAGAAUUAUCUCUUUUUCUGAGCUCUCAAUGCUCUACCGUAGAGCGCAUCAUUUGGUUCUUACCUUUUCCAACAUUUUGUACACCAUUUUAAAACUUGAAUACGAAAGGCUGGGUGCCUUCCAUUCUACUUCACGUUA
Physcomitrium patens is the source of this 2572-nucleotide messenger RNA. RefSeq names its product glucose-6-phosphate isomerase 1, chloroplastic. Gene Ontology annotation, biological process: gluconeogenesis; glucose 6-phosphate metabolic process; glycolytic process. The record is from RefSeq and is a predicted model, not a curated record. NCBI's taxonomy places the organism in Eukaryota, Viridiplantae, Streptophyta, Bryopsida, Funariales, Funariaceae. Gene Ontology annotation, cellular component: cytosol. Gene Ontology annotation, molecular function: carbohydrate derivative binding; glucose-6-phosphate isomerase activity; monosaccharide binding.